This is a messenger RNA of Malassezia restricta, 240 nucleotides long. RefSeq lists its product as uncharacterized. Gene Ontology annotation, biological process: vacuole fusion, non-autophagic. Gene Ontology annotation, molecular function: endopeptidase inhibitor activity. The coding region runs from base 1 to 240 and encodes 79 amino acids. The record is from RefSeq and is a predicted model, not a curated record. NCBI's taxonomy places the organism in Eukaryota, Fungi, Basidiomycota, Malasseziomycetes, Malasseziales, Malasseziaceae. The transcript has 3 exons.
AUGUCUCGCUACGUAGUUGUUUUCAAGUCCGAGGCAGCUGAAUCUCAGAUUGACGCUUAUAAACAUGAUGUCGAAAAGCAAGGGGGCGAGGUGCAUCAAGCUUACCAUGCCUCGUUUCUUCGUGGCUUCUCUGCCACCCUGCCUGCCACGUACGCGUCGCAGUUGGAGCAAGCCACCAAGGAUGGCACGCAUCCCUCCAUUGAAUACAUAGAGAAAGACAGCUCUGUUCAUACUAAAUAG